AUGGCGGGAGAGUCCACGAGGCGCGAUCAGAACUUUUAUGGCCAAUACCACCAGGAUCACGAACAUACCACGGAGAAUUGCAGGAACCUCUGGAACUACCUGGACCAGCUAGUCCGAGAAGGAAAGCUGAAACACCUUCUGCAUCAUUCCAGUGGUCAUCAAGGCCAGACCCAUCAGGAAGCCCGGAGGGAUACUGCCUUAAGGCCAUCUGCAGGGACGAUCAACGUAAUCGUGGCUGCACCAGGAAGAACAGGCACAUGCCCUUCACGAGUAAUCGGGGACUACGAUGUGAAAAGAGUGAUAGUGGAUGGCGGUAGUGCGGACAAGGUUAUGUACCCCGACCUCUACAAGAGGCUGAGGUUAAAACCGGAGGACUUGAUGCCCUAUAGCUCUCCUCUGAUGAGCUUCGACGGAAAGCUGGUCAUUCCAAAAGGCAUGAUUAGGUUACCCAUCCAGACCGGCCCAGAGAUAGUGGAGGUAAACUUUAUCGUGGUGGACACCUACUCCUCCUAUACAGCUAUUGUUGGUAGGCCCUGGCUCCAUACCUUAGGGGCUGUUGCUUCCUCAUUGCAUCAGAAGGUGAAAUUCCCGUUAGGGGACCAAGUUCUAGAAAUCCGUGGUUACCAAUCCACGGCAAGGCAGUGUGUGGUGGCCGACGUCUCACAUUGA
Molecule: messenger RNA, 669 nt
Organism: Quercus lobata
Lineage: Eukaryota; Viridiplantae; Streptophyta; Magnoliopsida; Fagales; Fagaceae
Exons: 2
Coding region: 1-669 (222 amino acids)
Source: RefSeq, a predicted model, not a curated record